Messenger RNA from Hermetia illucens (black soldier fly), 1739 nucleotides. Its product is annotated as 26S proteasome non-ATPase regulatory subunit 5. Bases 114 to 1589 code for a protein of 491 amino acids. The record is from RefSeq and is a predicted model, not a curated record. Gene Ontology annotation, biological process: proteasome assembly. The transcript has 4 exons. Gene Ontology annotation, cellular component: cytosol. NCBI's taxonomy places the organism in Eukaryota, Metazoa, Arthropoda, Insecta, Diptera, Stratiomyidae.
CGCCUGCAGAUAGCAAGCGAUGGGAAUGACAUUUCAGAUUUGAAGGAACGGGACGCAGUUUUUUUCGGCCGGUAUCAGAAAAGUUUGGGAGUUAAAAGCGUUGGCUUACUAGGAUGUCGGAGGAGUGGUGCCGCGAGAAGCUCGAGAAGCUGCAGGUGAGCGAGGAACGUAUGAACACACUUGAACAGAUCCGCGACCAUCUGACGCAGAACCCCAGCCUGGAGGCUGCGGUCACAAGGAAUUUCCUGGUGUCCCCUGAGUUUUUCAGCUGCGCUGAUGAGACCUGCGGAAGUGAACAAGUCGCCUUGACCUGCGACAUUCUGACCAUUUGCCUCUCGCAUUUGGACUUGGACACGCCUAACUUUUCGCGUCUCCUUGAACCCUCGCUCAGCCACCAGAACCAGAAUGUGCGGCUCCUGGCCCUCAACGAGCUGAUUCGCAUCCUGCACAGGCGACCCGAUAUCAAUACGUUCAAUGAAAACCUCACAAUUGCUGUGAUCAAAUGCCUCGAGUCGCAGCUGACCACAGUCGGCUCGGCCGCCAUUGAAAUCCUUUCUAAGAUUCUUUUGGUUUCCUACAAGGAGAAUGCCAUCAAAACCAAUCUACUGCAGCUGCUGGAGCAAAGGGACGUCGUGCGCUGCCGAGUGUACGAAGUGGCUGUGAAUCUGGCACGGGCCAGCCCCGAAAUGCUCGAUGAAGUGGAGCCGAUCAUAUCGCGGAUGAUUGGCGAGUUGGACAGCGACGAUAUCCUGUUUAAGCUGAAUCUCUUGGAGCUAUUGGUCAUCUUGGCCGAACAGAAUCAUGGCGUGGUUUACCUGGAGGAAAAGGGUGUAUUCCAAUUGGUCACGAGGCAAGUGGAGGAGGUGAGCAAGCAUCCGCUGGGAUCUAUCUUGAUUCCGGGGUAUAUGAAGUUCUUCGGGAAAAUUGCAUACUCACAGCCUCAGCGGAUCAUUUUGGGUUACCCGAGGAUGGUCCAUUCGUUGUUCGAUUGCAUUCUGGCUGGUGAAAUCGGGGCAAUGCCAACCGCAUUAGAUACGCUUGGAAAUCUCGCUCACUCUUCACAAGGUAAGAUCAUCCUCGACUCCACGUACUCAGAAAGAAUGCGGGAAGCCCUGGAAUCGCUCGGUCAUUCGUUCCGAAACUACCCGACAGACCUCAAGGUGCGCGCGUUCAACGCUUUCGAAGUUGUGUUCAAAACGGAGGGGAUAGCGAGCAAUGAGAUUAUCGAAAUAACCAAAAAAUGGCACCAGCAACUCACCGGCUAUGCAGACUUCCGUUUCCUAUUGGAAUUCUCAAAGAAUCCCUUCCCCGACAUCAAAAUCGCGUGUCUCUCACUGGUGAAGACGUUGUGCACGUAUCAAUGGGGAAUCCUGGCGCUUAGAGACACUGCCGGGUUCGUGGAAUUCCUGAUGGAUCGACGUGUGGAGUUCAACAAGGACGCAUUGUUCCUGAAGUACGAUAUCAACGGCAUUCUGGCGAACACAGCAGACGUAUUCGAUGCACAUACCCUGCUGCAGCUGAAGCGGUACGUCGAGGACGGGGUGUUGUACAUUGAAGGCGUCAUCGAGGUGGCCGUGGACGGAUCUUGACGCGACUUCAAUGAGUUCCUGAAAUUCUCGGUUUAUUAUGGAUGCGAUAAGUGAUGGCUCCAAGAGCGUUUGUUAUGAUUAUGCAAGUUUGUGAAUGAAAUUGUGAUUUUUGAAAAAAAAAUAGAUGGUUCGAUUCUCGUCUUUCAAUAA